Molecule: messenger RNA, 222 nt
Organism: Colletotrichum gloeosporioides
Lineage: Eukaryota; Fungi; Ascomycota; Sordariomycetes; Glomerellales; Glomerellaceae
Exons: 2
Coding region: 1-222 (73 amino acids)
Source: RefSeq, a predicted model, not a curated record
AUGUCGUCUCAGACUUCUUCAAUGGUUGUUGAAUCCGGCAGUCAGACCGGUGCUGCGUCUGGACAGGCGCCGAACAACCAAGCGACCUCGAAUGAUCAAGCGGCCUCUCGGCAGGCUCGCUUCGAUAUGUUCAUGAAUGAUAACGACAACCAGUACACACGCCUCGAAUCCAACAGACCAGCCGAAGACAAGCCCGUCCAAAAGCCCCCCCAAGCCAAAUAG